Morus notabilis is the source of this 3053-nucleotide messenger RNA. Its product is annotated as U3 small nucleolar RNA-associated protein 21 homolog. Gene Ontology annotation, cellular component: Pwp2p-containing subcomplex of 90S preribosome; small-subunit processome. The coding region runs from base 108 to 2834 and encodes 908 amino acids. Gene Ontology annotation, biological process: rRNA processing. The record is from RefSeq and is a predicted model, not a curated record. NCBI's taxonomy places the organism in Eukaryota, Viridiplantae, Streptophyta, Magnoliopsida, Rosales, Moraceae. The transcript is spliced from 18 exons. Gene Ontology annotation, molecular function: protein binding.
CUUUCUUCUGAAACUGAGAAAGCUUUCUUCUUCUUCUUCUUCUUCUUCUUCCCCAAACCACUUUGUCUCUUAUCUCUAACAGAAAGAGAGAGAAACAGAAACAGAAAAUGGGAAUAUUCGAGGGAUUUAGGGCAAUCGGAUACAUCACCAGCAGCGUCCCUUUCUCCGUUCAGCGUUUGGGCACCGAAACCUUCGUCACCGUCAGCGUUGGCAAAGCUUUUCAGAUUUACAACUGCGCCAAGCUCAAUCUGGUUCUGGUUGGUCCACAACUUCCAAAGAAAAUUAGAGCUCUUGCUUCCUUUCGGGAUUUUACAUUCGCCGCAUAUGGAAACGAGAUAGCUGUUGUUAAGCGUGCUCAUCAGGUAGCAACUUGGAGUAGGCAUAGUGCAAAGAUCAGUUCGUUGCUUUUAUUUGGAGAUCAUAUUCUGAGUGUUGAUGACAAACGCAAUCUUUUCAUAUGGACAUUCAAGGAAAUAGACCAGAAUCUUGCUCCGAUUGGACAUAUCAUGCUAGAUGAUAACUUUACUCCUAGCUGUAUGAUGCAUCCUGAUACCUACCUAAACAAGGUUCUUAUUGGGAGUCAGGAAGGUUCGGAAGGUUCCUUACAACUUUGGAACAUUAGCACAAAGAAAAAACUCUACGAGUUCAAGGGAUGGAAAUCUUCCAUCGCGAGUUGUGUUUCGUCUCCCGCACUGGAUGUUGUCGCAGUUGGUUGUACAGAUGGAACUAUUCACAUUCAUAAUAUUCGUUACGAUGAAGAGUUAGUUACGUUUACUCAUUCCACCCGUGGUGCCGUGACUGCAUUGUCUUUCAGCACAGAUGGACAGCCUCUUCUAGCAUCUGGUGGUUCAUCUGGUGUCAUAAGCAUAUGGAAUCUUGAGAAACGGAGGCUUCAAUCUGUUAUAAGAGAUGCUCAUGAUGGAUUGAUACUUUCCCUCCACUUCCUUGCCAAUGAGCCCGUGCUAAUGAGUUCAUCAUCAGACAAUUCGAUUAAAAUGUGGAUUUUUGACACAAGUGAUGGAGAUCCACGUCUUUUACGUUUUCAGAGCGGCCAUAGUGCUCCUCCACAGUGCAUAAGGUUCUAUUCCAAUGGGAGGCACAUUUUAUCUGCUGGUCAGGAUCGCGCCUUUCGGCUUUUCUCCGUUGUCCAGGAUCAACAAAGCAGAGAACUUUCUCAACGCCACAUCUCAAAACGAGCCAAGAAACUGAGGAUGAAGGAAGAAGAGAUAAAAUUGAAGCCUGUUAUUGCCUUUGAUUGUGCUGAAAUUAGAGAGCGGGAUUGGUGCAAUGUGGUUACCUGUCACAUGGAUACUCCACAGGCAUAUGUGUGGAGACUUCAAAACUUUGUUCUUGGUGAGCAUAUUCUAAAGCCUAGCGCAGAAAAUCCAACUCCUGUUAAGGCAUGUACCAUCAGUGCAUGUGGCAAUUUUGCCAUACUGGGAACAGCUGGUGGUUGGAUUGAGCGUUUUAACCUUCAGUCAGGAAUGAGCCGAGGCAGUUACCAGGACACUUCAGAGAGAAGAAGCUGUGCCCAUGAAGGGGAAGUGGUUGGCAUUUCUUGUGAUUCAACAAACACUCUAAUGAUAAGUGCCGGAUAUCAAGGAGAUAUAAAGGUUUGGGAUUUCAAGGCGCGUGAACUAAAAUCCAGAUGGGAUGUCGGCUGCUCUGUUGUUAAGAUUGUUUUUAACCGACUAAAUUGUCUUUUGGCUACUGUGGCUGAUGAUUUAGUCAUCCGCUUAUUUGAUGUUGUGGCAUUAAGAAUGGUUCGUAAGUUCAAAGGUCACACGGAUCGUGUUACCGACAUGUGCUUCAGCGAGGAUGGGAAAUGGCUUUUGUCCUCCAGUAUGGAUGGAACUCUUCGAAUUUGGGAUGUUAUUUUAGCUAGACAAAUAGAUGCUAUACGCGUUGAUGUGUCAAUUACUGCGUUGGCUCUGUCACCUAAUAUGGAUAUUUUAGCAACUACCCACGUUGAUCAAAAUGGAGUCUACCUGUGGGUAAAUCAAUCAAUGUUCUCCGGAGCUUCAAAUGUUGAUUCCUAUGCUAGUGGAAAGGAAGUUGUGAGCAUCAAGCUACCAUCGGUCUCUUCAACGAGAGGUCCUCAAGCCGAGGAUGCCGAUGAGCCUAAGGAGAAGAACCUACAAUCUAAAGGCUCUGUUGAUUUCAAGGUUCUCGAUCAGCAAAUCCCGGAUCUAGUUACUCUCUCUUUAUUGCCAAGAAGUCAGUGGCAGAGCUUGAUCAAUUUAGACAUUAUAAAGGUCAGGAAUAAACCAAUUGAACCACCAAAGAAACCUGAAAAGGCUCCAUUCUUUUUGCCUUCAGUUCCAUCUGUUUCUGGGGAAAUUAUGUUCAAACCCAGUGAGUCAGCCAACGAGGAGGUGAAGAAAGAACAAGUGGAUGGGAGAAAUCCCAUUGACGCAGCUUCGUCCCAGUUUUUGCUAUUUCUUCAUUCCUCUGCGGAGAUGAAUAAUUUUUCGGCAUUUACUGAGUAUAUCAAAGGUUUAUCUCCAUCAACGUUGGAUAUGGAACUUCGGAUGCUUCAGAUCAUAGACGAUGAUGACGAACAAGAACCUGUAAAAAGACCAGAACUAGUUUCAAUUGAACUGCUUCUGGAUUAUUUUGUACAUGAGAUCUCCUGCAGGAAUAAUUUUGAGUUUGUGCAAGCUGUCAUCAGGUUGUUUCUGAAGAUCCAUGGGGAAACAUUUCGAUGCCAACCGGGAUUACAGGAUAAGGCAAGAAAGCUCUUAGACAUUCAAUGUGAAGUUUGGCAAAAGGUAGAUAAAUUGUUCCAGAGUACGAGAUGCAUGGUAACUUUCCUUAGCAAUUCACAAUUUUGAGGGAAUUUGCCGUGUGUUUGUGAUAAUGUAUAUCAAAAUUUUGUCCUAGAAUGCACAUUUGCCUAUUGGAUACUAAUAUUAGCUGUUGUAGUAGUGAUUUAUUUGGUACAAGAUGAUUUUAGUCUUGGCGUUGCCCGGAUGUUGGCCGGUGGCAGAGCUUUUUAUUUUAUUUUAUUUACUGGGGCUCAAUAUGAACAAUGCAAAAGAAAAUUUUUUUAA